UUCACUUCUUUAUUCUACUUUCAGACUGAUAGCUCGAUAAACUACAUGUCGUAGUUUAAUGCAAUAUAUUUGUUUCUCCUGAUUCUCCUGAUGGAACUUUAUCGUUCAUUCUUCAUCAUCAUUCUUCUUAUACUUACUACUAAGAUAUGCUUGAGUUUGGAUUGUAUACCUGGAGCAGGUGAGGUUCUGGUUGAAGAUUGCGGAGCUAGCCUGCUCCCUGCUCAGUAUCUGUGUACUCAACUCGACAUAGAUCCAGAUACUCAACAACUAGUCAACUGUACCAAGGAAGGAAGGGGUUUAACCCGUUGUGAAGCUGCGCCUGGUAUCCUCUGUACACCGUUCUGCAACUCCACCUUUCUGAAGGAGGUUGAGUGCUUGUGGACCAACGGGUACAGUUUCGAUACAGCCCUACUCCUCUCCGUGUUCCUGGGUAUGUUUGGUAUUGACAGGUUCUAUCUAGGAUACCCUGCAAUAGGUUGUCUUAAGUUUGCUACUCUAGGAUUCUUCUUCAUAGGACAUCUGGUAGAUGUAAUACUAAUCUCUACCCAGACCCUAGGACCUGCAGAUAAUUCAUCCUACAUCAUUCCAUACUUUGGACCAGUUCUGAGAAAGGUUCUGGUUGGAGAGAACACGUAUAGGAAGGAAGAGGGAGACUGGUAUACGGAUAAACAUUCAUGGUCUAACCCUGCAGAAUAACUUUUCAAACUCAACUAGUGAUAAA
This is a messenger RNA of Eurytemora carolleeae, 721 nucleotides long. Its product is annotated as TM2 domain-containing protein CG10795. The coding region runs from base 91 to 696 and encodes 201 amino acids. NCBI's taxonomy places the organism in Eukaryota, Metazoa, Arthropoda, Copepoda, Calanoida, Temoridae. The transcript has 5 exons. The record is from RefSeq and is a predicted model, not a curated record.